UUUAACCAGGGGUUGAAUGGAGUGCCCGGGAGUGUGUUAGCACUUCAGAGGCGAAGGACCCAGGGUGGGGAGCCUGCCAGAUGGGGGUGCCUGGUGCUGACGCGGCAGGGCGGAGGGGAGCCCCAGAGGACGCCACGGGAAGAAGAAAUGGACAGAGCGUGUGGGCUGCACAAACACUUUGGGUGCUCUGGGCAGAGGCCGCGGUGAAUUAGUGCUGAGUCCGUAGAUCGCUAAGCAGUAAAUCGAGAUGGCGGUGCUCAUGGACCCCGACGAGGACCCCGAGGACACACUGCGGGCACACCGGUCACGGGAGAAGACUUUCAUUUUCGACACCGUUUUCGACCAGCAUGCCUCACAGGAAGAUGUGUACCGUGCCACCACCCAGCACCUAGUGGAAGGCGUCGUUUCUGGAUACAAUGCAACGGUGUUUGCCUAUGGCCCCUCAGGCGCAGGGAAGACGUACACCAUGCUGGGCAUGGACGCGGAGCCCGGCGUCUACCUGCAGACCCUCAGUGACCUGUUCCGGGCCAUCGAGAUGCGCGGCAGCACGGACUGGGGUGUGUCGAUGUCUUACCUGGAGAUUUACAACGAAGUGAUUCGGGACCUCCUGAACCCGUCCUCGGGGUUUCUGGACCUGAGGGAAGAUUCUCGGGGCAGCAUCCAGAUCGCAGGCCUCACGGAAGUCUCUACCUCUAACGCGCAGGAAAUCAUGCACCUUCUCACCAAAGGCAACCGGCAGCGCACGCAGGAGCCCACGGCCGCCAACAUGACGUCGUCUCGCUCCCACGCGGUGCUGCAGGUCACCGUGCGCCAGCGGAGCCGCGGCUCGGACUUGGCGGAGGGAGUGUGCGUCGGGAAGCUCUUCAUGGUGGACCUGGCGGGCUCCGAGCGGGCGUCGCAGACCCAAAACCGCGGCAAGAGGAGGAAGGAAGGCGCCCACAUCAACCGCUCCCUGCUGGCGCUGGGCAACUGCAUCAACGCGCUCAGCGAGAAAGGCGGCAGCCGGGCGCAGUACGUGAACUUCCGGGACAGCAAGCUCACGCGCCUGCUGAAGGACGCCCUGGGAGGGAACAGCCGGACGGUGAUGAUCGCGCACAUCAGCCCGGCUAGCACGCACUUUGAGGAGUCUCGGACCACCCUGCUGUAUGCCUACAGGGCAAAGAACAUCAAGACGAGGGUGAAGCGCAACCUACUGAACGUGUCCUACCACAUCGCACAGUACACGGACGUCAUCUCCAACCUGCGCAGGGAGAUCGAGCACCUCAAGUCCAAAAUUGAGAAGCAGGAGGAGGAGAAGAGAGGAGAACCCGGGGUCCAGGACGCACCAGUCAGGAUCCCCUCACACGAUGGAGAGGAGGAUAGCUGCCGGCAGAUGAACAAGAUCCGGGCGCAGCUCGUUGGGGCCUUCAAGGAGCAGUUGGAGAUGCGGCGCAGCCUGGUGGAACUGGAGAACACCAACAUAGAGCUGCACGUUGACAUGUCCCGCCACCUGCUGACCAUUGCAGACUGGGAGCGGGAGAAGGCCCAGCACCUCGUGCACAGGGACAGGACGCCGGAGGGGGACGAGGAGCCGGCAGAGGCGGACGGGGACGAGGGCGAGUCCGUGGAGCCGCCUGAGGUGGCCGUGGCCAGAGAGGAGGUCAACACGCUUCUGGCUGAGCAGAGGAAAGCUGCGGCCCUCAAGGCGGGGCUGGAGCGGCGUCUGGCCAGUGCCAAGGAGAAGGCCUCGCAGCUGGAGCAGCUGCUGCCCGCGCAGGCCAGCAGCGAGGACCAGCGGGAGGUGUUGCGUCUGCUGUGCUGGGCCCACGAGCUGGAGGCCGAGAACACGGAGCUGCGGGCCGACGGCCUGCGCAGGAGGAGUCUGCUGUGGCAGAAGGACUUCGUGAUCCAGCGCUACCACCGGCACCGGCUGCUCUGUGAGCAGCUCCUCCGGGACCAGCGGCAGCUGAUCGAGGGUGGCGGCCUCGCGGUGCCCGAGUCCCUGGACGAGCGGUACGGUCUGAUCCUGCGGGAGCUGGGUGCGGGCUCGCUGAACCGGCUGCUGCUGCUGCACUCGGUCAUGUCGAGCUCCCUGCGGGACGGCUUGGUUCUGAAUAAGUCCCCCGCACCGCAGGAGGAGGCUAGCUGGGACUGGCCAGACGACAGGAAGGACCUCCCGUGGGGUGCCCAGUUUGAACUGCCGCUGAUGCUGCUGGAGGAGGACAGCGGUGGCUACACGUCGUCGCAAGCCACGCCAUCGAAAACGCUGGGAAAGCAGGAUUCCCUUCUCCCUCUGCCAUCCCUCCGCAUCCUGCUAACGCCUCCGGCUCACGAGGCAGGCCCCCUGAGCGUGAAGAAUUUGGUCUCCAAGCUGGGCGCCCCCGCUGGCCUGGACCUGGGUGCCUCGCGGAUGGCAGCGGAGGCCGGCGGCCCGGCCCUGAGUGCUCAGACCCUCAAGGAGAUGGCCAUGAGCACCAAGAGCAUCGCUCUCAUCGCGGCCACCCGGCGCUCCAAGGCGCAGGACCGCGAGGGUGGCAGCGGCCGCUCCUCCCUCCACCUUCCAGAGGACAUGGCCCUGGACUCCAGGGACCCGAGCCCAGCAGACAGGAGGUGGCCCCACGCCAGCCCGGGCCGGGACCGUUCUGCGGAGAAGGCCAGGGGGAAGCUGUCACCCUCCCUCACCUGGAGCAUGCAGACGGUGACGGAGAACCCUCAACCCCCCUCCGUGGAGCACGUGGCCAAGAGCCAGCCACCGCCUGCACCCCUGCCACUUACGAAGUCGUCCGGAAAGAGCUUCCUCCCUGCCGUCUCCACGGCCUCCAAGAUAAAGCCCAGCCCCAGUCUCCAUGCAGAUGAGAAGGUUCUGCGGAUGCCUGAGGUCACCUUCACCCUCCCCAGCGCCACGUGGCAGAGCAGCCCGGGCCCCCGCAGGACCCCGCUCGCGCCCCGGGACAUCCGAGGGUCUACAGAGAGUGGAAGCCGACGCCACAGCCCGGUGCCCCCCAGCACCCCCUGCAAGCACCGGGGCAGCACCAAGAGGCCAAGGAGGCCACAGUGAGGAGGUCAGCGGGCAGGCCCGGCACACAGGGGAAGGCCGGAGAGGCUGGCCCCAGACCCAGGGCUCUCUCUGCCUCAGAGGUGGAUUCGAGAGACGAGGCCCCGGCAGGGACCAGCCAGCCCCAGCGUCCCUCAGCCCUUUGCAAUCGGCGGGUGCCUCACCAGCCACCUUCGGAGGAAGGGCCACUGAUGGAACUUCAGAACCCUUCUCGAGGACACCGCGUGGGGAGCCUCAGGCAUCUUUUGGGUCAUUCCCAGUUGUGGGUGCUUUUCCCAAGAUCGCUCCACCCCACAGUUUCUGCCCUGGGAGAAUGCUUUCGCUCUUCACCUGAUUGGGUGAGGCCCACCCACGCUGUGGCGGGCCUUCUGCCGAACUCCUUACUGAUGUAAAUGCUAAUCUCACCUGAAAAACACCUUCACAGCACCGUGCGUGCUGGUGUUUGACCCAUCACCUAGGUACUGUGGCCUGGGCAACUUGACGCACAGAAUUAACCCUCACACCUCACGAUUGGCUGGCAGGCAGGGUGACACUAUCCCGUCGCCAUGUAUAUGUAGGCUCUGGAAUAAGCCAGCGUCGGGGAAGCACGAGAACAUCCUGCAUUCCCGGGACCCACCCGUCCCCUCACUGUGUUCUGACGUCCCUGUCCACACCCCAUUGUGUGGAGGACACUGUGGAGGACGGCUGGGAUGAGGCAGCUUUGCAGGGUACGUGGAAGCAGCCGCGUAAACUGGGGACGCAGAAACCAAGGUCCUAACUUUUCAUCAAGACAGAAAGACAAGGUCACAGGGAGACCGAGCGCCGUCCGUGAGCUGCGUCGCCACCUUCCCUGGCUGUGCUUUUGGCACCUGCUGUGGUUUCCGGGCCCGUGCCCGCAUCUCAGGCUCUCAGGGGCACCCCUGCAGGACGUGGGGACCAAAGCCCCCUCCCCCACGGCGGGAGCCACCCCCGGGUGAAGCAGCAGGUGGAGGCCGUGGAUCCCGGGAGUCGGCCUGUCGCUCAUCAGGGGCGGGAGGUGUGGGUGGUGUUGUGGCCUCGUGGCCCGGGUGGGCAGCCGGGUGCCUCAGACUCACGUGUGUCGGGCACGUGCCAAACACCCCGUCAAUGUGCCGGCUGGAUGCCACGGCCGGGCCCCCUCUUGGCGUAAGACCGCUGUCGGGGAGGACGUGCUAGGGGCUUUGUUGAAGCCGUGCUGUCCUUUCUGGGCCUUCUGGAGGACGGUGGGGAGGCCGGUCCCGUUUGUCUUGGGGAGCCGUGCCGCCUGCUCUGUGCAGACCUGCCGCGGGCACUGUCUGAUGCCCUGUCCCUCACCGGGGGAGAGGCUGAGCCUCGGGGGCAAGGAGACUUCUGUUCUCCUGCCUUGGUCCCAGAUCCUGGGUAGGGCAGGAAUUACUGGUUGUCCCCUGUAUCUGCUCGCUUUCCGCCGUGAUAAUAGAACCCCCAAUUUUUAGCUAGUCACACGGCUCCCAAAAUAAAGGACCGUAUCUCCCAGACUCCUUUGCAGCUGCCUGUGGCCACGUGACUAAGUUCUGACCAAUGGCAUAUAAGUCAGAAGCAGCUGCUUCCAGGAGUCUCUAGCACAAAGGAUAAUUAGCAUGCUCCUCAUGCCUCUUUUCUUCACUUCCUGGAAUCCUACUACCUGAAAUCUGAAUGUGAUGGCUGGAACCCCGGCCACCAUUUUGAGGCCAUGAGGACAAAGGCCAUGCCUUGAGGAGGAUGGAGUGGGAAGCUGGAAGGAGCCUUGGUGUACAAGGUGCAGGGUUGCUCCUCAGCCUUGUUACAUCCUAUCCCCAGAUUUUAAUUUGAGAGAGAAAUGAAUGUCUAUCUGAAGCCUCUGCGGUUUGGUACCCCUCAUCUUAACUGAUAGAUGGCGGGGGGGGGGGGGGUAGCCCAGGCAGUUGGGAAGUAGUGGCUGGAGAAGUCUCUGGUACUUUUGUGGAGUGACAGCAGGAAAUUAGAAAUGGCAGUAUGAUGGGACAAGCCGUGGGGGUCAGGUAUGGCCCGCAAACUGAUCCUUGGCUGGUGGGAGAGUACAGGAGAAACUCCCAAUCUUUUCAUACCCUGUCUUGAGCUGGGUGAAAAAGUUGGCCACAAGGAUCUCUGGUGGAUCUCAGGAGUGGGGUGCUUUGCAAGGAGGCUCUGGACUGACCCAUGCACCUGAGAGAGGGCUGAGGACACACUUACAUCUGGGAGGGGGGCGGUCCCAGCCUCAUGGGGGGUAUAUUAGGGGUCUCCAGCAAAACAGAACCACUGGAAUGGGUGUGUGUGUGUGUGUGUGUGUGUGUGUGUGUGUGUGUAUUUAGGGAACUGGCUCAUCCGAUCAGGAAGGCUGGCAAGUCCAGAAUCUGUGGGCUGGGCCAGCAGGCAGGAGAGCCAGGGAGGGGCCUGGGUGCAGAAGUCCCUGUUGCUCGGGGAAGGUCAGCCUUUUGUUUUAUUCGGGCCUUCAGAGGAUUGGAUGAAGCCGCCCCACAUUAUGAAGGGUCAUCUCUUGACUCAGUGUCUACCGAUUUAAAUGUUAAUCUCACCCCAAAACACCGCCACAGAUACAUCCAGAAUAAUGUGUGACUGCAUAUCUGGGCGCCGUGGCCAUAGCAUAGCAUCAGACACAUAGCAUCAGUGAUCCCAGGGGGCAUACCCAAGGGCUGGAGAGCCCAACACAGGACCAGGAAGACCCAGCGUGGAGAGGUUCGCGCCCCUUCUGUGCCAGCCACCAUGACACCGAGCUCGGGAUCGACCCAGGUGGCUGGAACUGGGGGAGGACCUUGAAUUUGACCCAGUUUGAACCCAGAAUGACUGAGGAAAAUUACACAGGCAUCUGAGUAGUACACAAGGGUCCUCUUUGGGCGCGUCGGAGGUCACGCGACUGUGGAAUUGGCACCUGUGACAUGAAGACCACACUGGGAUCUCACCGCUUAAAAAAGAGAAACCUGUAUAAAACGAGCGAUAGAAACAUCCUCCCCAACCUAGUGCCACCUCGGAGGUAAGUCCUCUUUAAUGAUUGGGUGCGUGCUCUUCCCGGUUUCCCCGCAAAAUAACCCAAAUUAAAAAGCGUCUUGGCUUA
Leopardus geoffroyi (Geoffroy's cat) is the source of this 6095-nucleotide messenger RNA. Its product is annotated as kinesin-like protein KIF19. Bases 248 to 3037 code for a protein of 929 amino acids. Gene Ontology annotation, molecular function: microtubule binding; microtubule motor activity; ATP binding. The record is from RefSeq and is a predicted model, not a curated record. Lineage: Eukaryota; Metazoa; Chordata; Mammalia; Carnivora; Felidae. Gene Ontology annotation, biological process: microtubule-based movement. The transcript is spliced from 19 exons.